AUUUUGUAUUUUUCCACAACCAUAUUAGGUGAUUCAUAAAGAAGUUAUUAUGAAUUUGUCCGAUCUUGUUCAUCGAACUGCAGGAGACAAUAAAGUGUUGACAACAGCAAGUAAAACCUCAUGUAAUGUUCGAGGAAAUAAUAAUUUGUUUCAACAAGGUCCAUCUACAACAAAUAAUGGAAUGGAGCCCUCUUCCUUUUUAUUCAACAUGCCUAACGUAACUCCAUCUGAAUGGAUGAAAACCAAUUUAUUUUUCAACAACACUACUGACCUGGAAACCACACCUGGCUUUCCUUUCAACGAACCUGCUAAAGAUACGGCUCAAAAACCAUAUGCGACGCAAAAUAUUGUACCAUAUACCAAUGCGAAUUUUCAGCGAUUUGAUGCACCUGCUGUAAAGUCACCUCCCACAAAGUCACCUUCUACAAAGUCACCUUCCACAAAAUCACCUUGUUCCCCACCUCCCAUUGUUAAGAAACCGCCCGAAAAGACGACAAAAGUCACGAUUACAGGAGAUAACGUAUCUUGUGAUACGAUUGAGGACGGCUACAUACAAUUUGUAUUAGAACACGAUCCCAAUUACAUCAGUGAUGGUAUCGAAAGUCUAAUGUAUGCAAAACGGAAGUUCUCUUCUGUGCCAAAAACAGGUGAUUUAUCGUAUACCACAUGGGAUAUAUACCAACUUGUACUUAAAUUACACAAAAAAGAAAUAAAAAAUUGGUCUCAAUUAGUAGGACAAUUAGGAUUGGUAGAUAUGGCAGGCAGACCUCAAUUUGCUCAAAGAGUGAAACGAUGGAUGCAUCGAUACAAAAUAGACUCUUACUUCGAUUUUUUGCUUGGAAACAAGUAUUAUUUCAACGCACCUAGUGAAAAAUAUUCCAGCUGUCUAAUGAUGGGCAACUAUAAGAAACGAAGACCGAAUGUGGAACCCAAUAUUGAAUCCCAAUCAGACGAAGAAGAUUUCGUAUCCGAUGAACAUAGAAUACCCAUAUUGUUAGCGGGAAGUAGAAAGAGAAUGAGGGAUCACAGCCAAAAUAGUGUCCAACUCAUUGAAAACGCCAAACAGUUUCUGAGAACAAUUAAUACAGAUGAAUCAGAUGAUGAUGAACGAGUGACUGGUACUGAAGAAGAUUCGGAUGGGGAUAUUGCCAUGAUUGGACAUGAAGAAGAGGGAGAUAAUAAUGACGAGGGAGAAGAUGAAGUAGAUGAAGAAGAAGAGGAGGAGGAAGAGGAGGAGGAGGAUGAAUUGGCUUCUACUUCAUCAUCACCAGGCUCACCUACCAUCUUUGCAACAAGAGUACAUCCAAUUACAAUCAUAUCCAUGAAGAAAGAGACUAGUCGGCUAAAAGCUUACAUUGCCACUUUGGAAAGUACGAUACAGCAGCAAUCCUCGAUGAAUGACCAAAUGAAUAAAUUAUUAAGGCAGAAAGCUCGCAGUGAAAGAUGGAGAAAGCAGUUGAUCGAAGAUAUAACCAGAGGCCCUUCGCUUACUGACGAAGAAGACGAAGACGAGUUUUCAGAUGGCCAGGCUUGAUUCUACACAAAUACACAUUCACUCACACUCACACUUUUCUCAUUUUGUAUUAUACUAAUUGUAAAUUUUUUUACCCCCCGCGCAUUACACAUAACUCAUAUAUUAAAAAUAAAAAAAUACCUGG
Molecule: messenger RNA, 1658 nt
Organism: Mucor mucedo
Lineage: Eukaryota; Fungi; Mucoromycota; Mucoromycetes; Mucorales; Mucoraceae
Product: ARS binding protein 2-domain-containing protein
Exons: 4
Coding region: 50-1534 (494 amino acids)
Molecular function (GO): DNA replication origin binding
Source: RefSeq, a predicted model, not a curated record